Messenger RNA from Suncus etruscus (white-toothed pygmy shrew), 724 nucleotides. It is a transcript of the gene BLOC1S3, whose product is annotated as biogenesis of lysosomal organelles complex 1 subunit 3. Lineage: Eukaryota; Metazoa; Chordata; Mammalia; Eulipotyphla; Soricidae. The record is from RefSeq and is a predicted model, not a curated record. Gene Ontology annotation, cellular component: BLOC-1 complex. Bases 2 to 652 code for a protein of 216 amino acids. The transcript is spliced from 2 exons.
CAUGGAAGGCGAAUUCCCUAGUCAGGGCUUGGGUGACCCGCUCUGCUCCAUGGCAUCCCAGGGUCGUGGUCCUAGGCCGCCUUGGAGGCCCAAGACCGUGAUCCCGGGGGAAGCGUCCGAGACGGACUCGGAAUACUCUGCGUCCUCGUCGGAGGAGGAGGAGCUGUACCUGGGUCCCUCAGGCCCCACGCGUGGCCGCCCCACGGGGCUGCGGGUGGCCGGGGAAGCAGCAGAGACCGACUCGGAGACGGAGCCCGAGCCCAAGGCUGCACCUCGGGACCUGCCACCCCUCGUGGUGCAGCGGGACACGGCGGGGGAGACGUGGGGCACCGAGGAGAUGCCCUUGGCCGCACCCACGCGUUCCCUCCUGCAGCUGCGGCUCGCUGACAGCCAGGCCCGGCUGGACCACGACGUGGCGGCCGCAGUGAGCGGUGUGUACCGCCGUGCCGGCCGCGAUGUGGCCGCCCUGACCGCUCGCUUGGCCUCCGCACAGGCCGUGGGCUUGGCGGCCGUGCACAGCGUGCGCCUGGUGCGGGGAGACCUCCGCAUCCUGGACGAUCGCCUGGACAUCGUGGCCGGCUGCCACCUGCUGCCGGACAUCCGCGGCGUGCCCGGGAUGGAAAACACGCAAGAGCCGGAGCCUCGGGCCUAGCCAGGACCCCCCAGACCCUUUGGGGGACCAGGUCUUGCAGCCCCUGGGACCUGGCGCUGGAUCCCUGGAACU